This is a messenger RNA of Mytilus trossulus (common blue mussel), 1405 nucleotides long. RefSeq lists its product as uncharacterized. The transcript has 2 exons. Bases 420 to 968 code for a protein of 182 amino acids. NCBI's taxonomy places the organism in Eukaryota, Metazoa, Mollusca, Bivalvia, Mytilida, Mytilidae. The record is from RefSeq and is a predicted model, not a curated record.
AAUAUCGGAUUGUUGUCCCUACUUGAUGACUUUGUUGUGAUAAUUCCAAUGUAGUCAGUGUAUGACCAAAACAAAAAGAUCAUACAUAAUCAACAUAUAGAUUAAAUACUUGAUUCAGGAAAUAUUCAACGAUUGUUUGAAAGCAAGAGUCGUCAUGUUGGUUUAGAAGUGUCCUAUUAAUCAUCACAUUUUAAAUGGAAGUUUAAAAGUCUUUUAUUUAUUAGUCUCGUUAUAUUUUGGUUGAAGUGACAUAUCUACCGAUGCACACUCGAGGUCGAUUAAAAUGUUUAUCUCUAUGACACGCAGACUACAGAUUCGUACAGCUGGAUGUGAAAAAAUGUAAAUUGGCAUUUGUAACAAAGCUAGUAUUUAAACGAGGAUUAAUUCAUCUAGAUUAAGAAAAGGAAUAUCUGAAACUCAUGGCAGGAGCCAAAUUACGUCAGAAAAGAACAUGUUUGCUAAGUGAAAUUAAAAAAGAACCUGUAACUAUGGCAAUGUUUCCACAAUAUGAUCUGACGAAAGACGUUCGUUUCGAACUUAUGAAGAAAGUGUUUGGAUCUGAACAUUUACACAAGAGACAUACAUUCUUGACUAAAGACACAGAGCGUGAGUGUAGAGCUCACGACAGGCAGAAAAAACUGGUACAAAUAGAAUACGAUAGGGAAAAACAGAAAGUGCAACAACAUUUCCUUAAGCUGUUGAAUAAUACUAAUAUUCCAAUGGAUGAUCUAAGAUAUAGUUACAAUAAUUGGCCUCAUAACUUCCACAACAAACCAACUAAUAAACAAGAGGAACUCGAGAAAGCCUCUCUUGAAUGUACUGUCACUUACAGAGAUGGAAAAGAAAUGUAUUUUCCCGCUAAAAAUAGGAAUGAAAUUCUACCAAAACUGAAACAGAAGGCAGCGAAACCAGAAAUAGUUUAUAGUAAAGGGACGAAAUUUCCGUUGUAUAAAGAAUUCACAAUGUGAAGAUUAUAUGGGAUAUAUUUACCUUGAAAACAACUUUGAAAACAAGGAUUAACUUUUUUCGCUUUUUCUUAAACUUCCCUUUUUUACUCGAAUGGAACGUUUCAAUUUCAUGUGUAAGUAACACGUCGUUUUAAUGUUAUAUCUAUGUGAAAAAGUAGAAAGUUUUAAAAAAUGUUUCGGAAAUAUUAAACCAUAUCAUACACAUUUUUUUUCAUUUUGUCAUAUGAGACACCUCAUAAAACAGAAACAAUUCUAUUUUUGUGUUUUCCUCCAGCAAUUACUUCCAGAUUUUUUUUUAUUGUGUAUGACGUCUUCACACUAAAUCUAUCGGUUGUGUGUUAGUGUAUAUUUUAGUCUUUGAUAUAUGAACAUUUCAUUAGUUGUUAUUGGCUUUCAAUACUCUUAGAACGGUACUUUGUAUUUUGCAGUUAUUGUUU